AUGAGAUUUAUCACAUUUUUUAUUCUCGUCAAUCAAUAUAUUGUCAUUACACACGCUGGCAACUGUUUUAAUCAUCGUAUUAAUGAUAUGUGUUAUGAUCUAAGUGAAGCAGAUGUUAGCGAAGAUCAAUGUUCAGGUUCUUAUUAUUCCGAUGAUAUACGACAAGAACUCGACGGAUACGCCUACGCAGAGAAAUGUAGAGAAGUCAAUAACGUCCCCAAACGAUGUGAUGUUGAUUGUGGUCUUGGUCAAGAGUGCCAAUGGAUCAAUGACGAAGAAAUGUGUGUGUGCAGUGCAGAAUCGUGUACGGCGACAGAUUCGACAUCAUCGAAGAAACAUAAUCAACCAUUAUGUGCAUCGAAUAAUGUCACGUUCAGCUCUGAGUGUGCAAUGGAAGCAUGGAAAUGUAUGAAUCAUCAAUCGGCACUCUACAAAAAGUACGAUGGCGAAUGUCAAAAGGAUUGUCGAAAUGUGAAGUGUCCACAUGAAACUAUUUGUUUGUUAGUUCGAAAUACGGGUGAACCAUUUUGUUAUCCUAAGAAACAUUGUAAUCCAUCUGCGGAUCCUGAGCCAGUGUGCGGUACAAAUGGUGUAACCUACCGGAAUAUUUGUGCUAUGCGUUUGAGUCCAGAUGAACAAGGGCGAACUCCCGAAUUAGCGCAUAAAGGUCGUUGUGAAACAAAAUGCCGUCCAAAUCUUUGUCAACCUAGUGAACGCUGUGUCUAUUCUCGACAAGCUCAACCGGUUUGCAUACGUUGUCAGUACUCUCCGCGAUUUCUAGCCCAUAGUGGAGAAUGCAGCAUGGACGUUCGAACUUGUGGUGAUGACGGGCAUUUAUAUAAAAACUACUGUGCUCUAUUACGUGGACAAUGUGAAAAAAAUCGUUAUAUUCACAUCGUUGAUUACGAUACCUGUCCAGUCAAAAUGAACACGAUGCAAUGA
Adineta ricciae is the source of this 942-nucleotide messenger RNA. The record is from the annotation of a GenBank genome assembly. NCBI's taxonomy places the organism in Eukaryota, Metazoa, Rotifera, Eurotatoria, Adinetida, Adinetidae.